Impatiens glandulifera is the source of this 1226-nucleotide messenger RNA. Its product is annotated as probable E3 ubiquitin-protein ligase RHB1A. Gene Ontology annotation, molecular function: ubiquitin-protein transferase activity. The coding region runs from base 411 to 995 and encodes 194 amino acids. The record is from RefSeq and is a predicted model, not a curated record. NCBI's taxonomy places the organism in Eukaryota, Viridiplantae, Streptophyta, Magnoliopsida, Ericales, Balsaminaceae. The transcript has 5 exons.
UUGGAUCAAAAAUUCACUUAUUUGACCUCCAAUUUCCGCUUAUCCACAAAAGAGUCCCUCCAAUGCCAAAAACAAGAGCCGGAAACGGCACGUAUUGGAGGCCUUUCAACCCAACUCAGAAUCAAACUCUUCUCAGGCGAGGAAAUUGAUUCUACUGGUUAAUUUCCAUCAAAUUCUUGGUCGAGUGAAUGUUUAGAUUGAUCAUCACAAUUGAAGGGUAGUGAAGUGGGUUCUUUGUAAUUACAUAUGAAUAUAAAGAGGGAAGUUUCUGAAUUUUAGGGAUUUUCUAGUCAAAAGAUAAGCACAAAAUCUGGGAUUUGAAGAUAUUUAUUACAGAUUCUACAAGAUCUAUUUAUUUUUAACAAAUAGCAUCAAAACUGAAGUGGCUGAGAGAGAUUUUACUGGUAGAGAUGGGAGGCUGCUGUUGUUCUUCAAGAAAACCUCAGUUGCUGCAUGGAACACCUGUGUAUUACUAUUUUCCAACAAUGGUUUUGGAAGAAGAUAAUGAGUUUCAAUCAGCAAACACCAGUCCGGACAUGGUACUUACUAGGAGACUACACCCUUUUGAUCUGAAUUUGGACAUGUCAACACCCGAUACAUAUCGGACUCCACCAGCACCCAUUCCUUACGAUGCUCUUUUUGGGUGUGGAUCGUCGUCAGAUUCAGAAUCUCUUAGAGAAACAAUUAGCUGCAGUAGUUUUGAGACAAUAAUAUCAACAGCUUUGGAUCUUAAAGAAGCGGAAACCAGUUCAAUGGAGUCGCCAAGAAAGUCCAAAGUGGAACCUCUAAAACCAGAUGAAUUUGUUGAUAAUUUGGUAACAGAAGAAGAGGAUGUUUGUCCCAUUUGUCUUGAAGAAUACAUUGAAGAGGAUCCAAAGAUUUUGACAAGAUGCAAGCAUCAUUUUCACCUUGAGUGCAUUCUGGAGUGGAUGGAAAGAAGUGAUGUCUGCCCUAUAUGCAAUCAGGAAACAGAACUUGAAGAUCUCAAUUGUUGAUACAACAUGAAUAAGUGUAUAAAGGUUGUAGCUUUUGGGGAUUGAACAUUUAUUUGAUCUGUACAGAUUCAUCUGUUUUUUAGUUCUGUAUUAGCUAGAUGUAUAUGUUAUUGCAUUUGGGAUCUCUGUCUGUAUGUAAGAAGAACAUAUAAAGGUCUUUGUUAGUUGUUAUACAUACUCUCAGCCUUAUGUAUAUAUAUUUAUACAGCAGCUCUUGGAAAGUUAUCAUUA